Brassica napus (rape) is the source of this 941-nucleotide messenger RNA. RefSeq lists its product as uncharacterized. The record is from RefSeq and is a predicted model, not a curated record. Lineage: Eukaryota; Viridiplantae; Streptophyta; Magnoliopsida; Brassicales; Brassicaceae. The coding region runs from base 8 to 628 and encodes 206 amino acids. The transcript is spliced from 2 exons.
AUAAUUGAUGCUUCUUUUUCAAGAAACCAAACAAAUUUUCUCUCUUUAUAACCUGUCAUCACCAUUCAUUGCCGAUAAGAAGAAGAUAACUGGAGAGAGAGAGAUGGGUCGUGUUCACUUCGAAUCAGUAGAUCAACGGACACUUUCUGUCCAAGAGAAACCAAACGACAAAACAUCUAACACAGUCUUGCAAGAACACGAGGAGCAAGGAGGAAUCCAAGAAGCUUGGUCCGAGAUCAAGAACCGCGGUGAAAACGUCGGAGGUUACUUAGCCGGCGAGAGUAGACACAAGCUUGAGAAGAAGAAGAGCCAAGUGUUGCUGGAAGGUUACGUGGAGGCUCAAGAAAAUCUGACGAGAGGCAAGAGCUUGACGGAUGACGAUCUCGAGGAGCUAAAAGGUUGUUUAGACCUAGGGUUUGGGUUUAGCUACGACGAGAUCCCUGAGCUCUGCAACACUUUGCCUGCUUUAGAGCUAUGUUACUCCAUGUCCCAGAAGUUCUUAGAUGAUAAGCUAAACCACCAAGAGGACUCUCCGCGGCCGCCACCGACCACGACCAGUCCAGUUGCGAACUGGAAGAUCUCUAGCCCUGGUAAUGAAUCUCUCGAGGUGAUAAUCCGGAUGAUGUGAAAGCUAGACUCAAGUACUGGGCACAAACCGUAGCUUGCACUGUCCGUUUGUGUAGCUAAAUAAGAAUCAUCAUCAUCUUGUCUGAACAUAUUUGGUUGAACCAGAAACAUCUACUGAUCAGACUUUUCUUUGCAUGAAUGAAGUCUCUGCCAUUGUUAGCUGAGAAUUGACUUGCAAUGUGUCCAUGGAGAAACUGGUUUGGCUUUACUUUUUAACUCUGUGUCUAUGUUGUAACAUCCUUAGCCUAAUGUUUGUAACAAAAUUGGAUAAUAAAUGUGUCACUUAAAUAAAACUUUCAAAUUAUCACCCUGAA